Molecule: messenger RNA, 2528 nt
Organism: Arabidopsis thaliana (thale cress)
Lineage: Eukaryota; Viridiplantae; Streptophyta; Magnoliopsida; Brassicales; Brassicaceae
Product: nucleolar-like protein
Exons: 7
Coding region: 222-1829 (535 amino acids)
Cellular component (GO): nuclear pore
Source: RefSeq, marked reviewed
ACACGAUCCAUGUCUGUAGAAGGAGAAAUAAAGUACUAGCUUUUUACGGUUUUCAGAAUAAAGAAAAAACUCAUUUGCUGAACAAAAAACGGAUUUCUUGGUGAUCCCAAAGUGGAAGAAAGCUCUGUUUCUUCAUCCAGAUUCUCAGUCACUCGCUUUUCUUGAAAGUUGUUAAGUAACUGUUGCUUUGGCUGCAAUGGAGGAAAACUGAAAAGAGUUUGAUGAUGAAGGGAAGAACAACCAACAACAGUGUACAGUCGAAUCGCUCUACGAAGAAUGGGAAAAGAGAUCAAAAGCCACAGAAGACAAAUGGUGCUAAACGAUCUUCAGAGCAAGAAAGACUCAAAGCUACUAAGGAGGAAUCUAAUGUCUCAGUAGUAGUAGAUGAUACAACUACACAAUCAAAGCUCUCUGAUGAUGAUGAUCAUGCAGUGAAUGACUCUUCAGAGAAAACUGAGAAGGAAGAGACUAUAAAUGGCUUGGCUUGUGAUGAUGAAGAUGAGGAGGAGAAGGAAGAAAGCAAAGAAUUAGAUGCUAUAGCUCACGAGAAGACAGAUUCUGUAUCUUCUCCUGAAACUUGCGAAGGUGUCAAUGUUGAUAAGGUAGUCGAAGUUUGGGAUGAUGCUUCGAAUGGUGGUCUAAGCGGUGGAAGUGAGAACGAGGCAGGUGAUGUCAAAGAGAAAAAUGAGAAUUUUGAGGAGGAUGAAGAAAUGUUGAAGCAAAUGGUUGAGACUUUGGAGACAAGAGUUGAGAAACUUGAAGAAGAGCUAAGAGAAGUUGCAGCGCUCGAGAUUUCGCUCUAUUCGGUUGUACCAGACCACUCUAGCUCAGCUCACAAGCUUCACACACCUGCUCGAAGAAUUUCAAGAAUCUAUAUUCAUGCUUGUAAACAUUGGAGUCAAGGAAAACGAGCAACUGUCGCUAGAAACUCUGUGUCUGGUCUCAUUUUAGCUGCUAAAUCUUGCGGAAAUGAUGUUUCAAGGUUGACCUUCUGGUUAUCGAACAUCAUUUCUCUCAGAGAGAUCAUUUUGCAGGCUUUUGGUAAAACUAGUGUUCCUAGUCAUUUCACAGAGACCUCUGCAUCAAAUGGGAGUGAACAUAAUGUUUUAGGGAAGGUAAGAAGGAAGAAGAACCAAUGGACUAAGCAGUCAAAUGGUUUUAAGCAGGUUUUCGAAGAUUGGCAGGAAUCACAAACCUUCACUGCUGCAUUAGAGAAAGUCGAAUUCUGGAUUUUCUCUAGAAUUGUUGAAUCUGUUUGGUGGCAGGUUUUCACUCCUCACAUGCAAUCACCGGAAAAUGGCGGUAAAACAAAGGAGCAUAUCUUGGGAGAUAUUGAGCAAGGAAGCUUUUCAAUCAGCCUAUGGAAAAACGCUUUCAAAGUUACACUAUCGCGGCUCUGUCCUAUGCGAGGAGCGCGGCACGAGUGCGGUUGCUUACCUAUCUUGGCUAAAAUGGUAAUGGAGAAGUGUAUAGCUCGAAUUGACGUAGCCAUGUUCAACGCAAUUCUGCGUGAGUCAGAGCAUCAGAUUCCCACGGAUCCUGUCUCUGAUCCUAUCCUUGAUUCCAAAGUUCUGCCUAUCCUUUCUGGAAACUUAAGCUUUGGAUCCGGUGCACAGCUUAAAAACGCGAUUGGGAAUUGGUCUAGAUGCCUUGCAGAAAUGUUCUCCAUAAACACUAGAGAUUCAGUUGAAGAAAAUGAUCCAAUAGAAAGUGAGAAAUCUUUCAGUUUGCUAAACGAACUCAGUGAUCUACUUAUGCUUCCAAAAGACAUGCUUAUGGACCGAUCCACUAGAGAAGAGGUUUUGUUAUCUUUCAUUAUCACGCUUUAAGUUCUUGAUUAAACUUUCUUGACCACAGAGCCUUUAUUCUUGGUUGAUUUAUAGGUAUGUCCAUCGAUAAGUCUUGCGUUGAUCAAAAGAAUACUCUGCAACUUUACACCUGAUGAGUUUUGUCCUGAUGAUGUCCCUGGAGCUGUCCUAGAAGAGCUUAAUAACGAGAGCAUUUCAGAGCAGAAGUUAUCAGGAGUUAGCUUCCCUUACGCAGCUUCUCCUGUUUCGUACACUCCUCCAUCAUCAACCAAUGUUGCAGAGGUAGGAGACAUCUCUAGAAUGUCGAGGAAUGUGUCUAUGAUACAAAGAAAAGGAUACACAAGCGAUGACGAGCUGGAGGAACUGGAUUCUCCUCUUACAUCCAUCAUUGAAAACGUAUCGCUGUCACCAAUUUCCGCACAGGGCAGGAAUGUGAAGCAGGAAGCUGAGAAAAUAGGGCCAGGGGUGACAAUUUCAAGAUAUGAGCUUCUUAGGGAAGUGUGGUCUAUGUGAGUGAUUGGAAGUCAAAUGUUGAGCUUUUUAAGGAAGCCCUUUGUUACCAUCUACUACUGAAACAAAAUAAGUUUUGUCCAAGUUUUAUGUAGCCGUAAGUAUUUGAUCAAAUGAAUAUGCUCCUAGAGGAUUGUAUUUAACAAUUAGCUAUCUUUAUUUCUGGACAUUUCUUAUGUUUCUUUGUUGUUUUUCCUCCUCAAUAAACCA